AUGGCGGACGUGACAGAGCUGAGGUGCUGGCCCUCUUGUGUCGAUGCAAUAGACUGGUCUCAAGACGGGAUCAUCGCAUUAGCCUCUGAUGAACGCGUCGAACUGCUGUUUCCAAAUACUGUCACGUUUGAUAGAGACAACGAUGUCGCACAAUGGCGCCAUGUCGCACUUCAAGUGCCCUGGUUCUCCAAUGAGGAAAUGCCUGUCAAGGAACCUGGGCCUGUCAUAUCCUUCUCGGUUGGUGAAGAAGUUUCGGCCAGUCCUCCCAUCUCCAUAGCCUGGUCGCCUCCUGGCCUUGCAAAGCAUAGGCGAUGUGCGCUUGGUGUGCUCACCGCAAGUCUCCUUCUUUCAAUCUGGUCAGCAGAUGGGAGGCCUUUCGAAGAGUCAAGCUGGAGCCGGAAACUGAUCGUCAACAACGCGCUUGCGGAAUACUUUCUCAAAAAUGCACCCGAUGAACCUAGCCAUGUUACUUCUGGGGUUGAGGAGCAGAUACGAUUUAAAACUCGGAUCCGGGCAUUCGUCUGGGCGCCCGCAUUGCCCAGCUCAGAAUCCGUGGGCAUCAUAGGGACAUCUUUGUCGUACGGCCAGCACAUUGUAGCAGUGUCCAACGAUGAUAACCAGCUCGUGUUUGUGGUCAUCGGCUCACCUACUUCUACUCUGGGAUCAGAGCAGAGCUGGAACGCAAAAGUGCUGACUCACUUUUCCAUAACACCGGACCCCGAAAGUGUCUUCUCGGAACCGACGUUCUUUGACGAUUUGAUGAAACAGCAAACGCAUGUAUCGCACAUUGCGUGGAGUCCCUGGAUCAUCAGAGGUGGUCGGUAUCAUUCCGUGAUAGUGUACGCUACUAAUGAAGAUGUGAGAGCAAGAACGAUCACGUACGCGUACAACAGUAUUACUCUAGGUGACGAAGUUUUGUACCCGGAAAUCGAACUGCGAAAUUACGGCCCAAUGAAAUGGGCACCUCAAACCAGAGAUGGCGAUAAGUUUACACUUGCUGUGUUCUCUAAUACAGGCCUUGUUUGCCUGACCGUGUCGGCAAAUGAUGCUUCCAUUCUCGAUCGAAUCACGCAUAAUCUUGAUGGUCGUUGGGACACGACUUCGGGGGCAGUCUGGGACUUUGAUCAAUAUUCCACGCCUCGUCUCCAUAUCAGCUCACUACUCUCGACACUCCACUGUUCAACCGCUGUUCUUGAGUUUUCCUCUGAGGGUCCUACGCCACUCAAAUCGCCGAACUGGCGAGAUCAGAUUGAGAACAACCUGGUCCUCUUCAGCGUCAAGAACGACCUCAAAGGAAACAGCAAAGCGAAAGUUUGGGGAUUGACCGUAUCGCCACUUGGAGACUUCAUUGCAGCAUGCAAUAGUGUGCAUCCCUCCGACAUGAUCGAGUACGGCCCGCCUGCAGACCGACGCGGAACUGUAGCUAUCAGUACCCUGCGCCAAUACACUCAGAUACGACGAGCCUUCCCAUCAAAGAAUGUAGGCGCGGAAGGCAUUCUUUUCACGCUGAAGAAGCUGGUAGACAAUACUGUUGAAGACACGGAUCAGAUGCCUGCUUUCGUUGAGGAGAUGGUCGAAAAGCUCAUGCAGGCUUACGCACCUCUUCAAGAUCCUCGAGAGCCUAUCAGCACCUCAGCAAGUGUGCACAAAUCUAGUGAUCUCCAUGAGCUAGUCACCAGGCUCAAGACAGCGGCCUUUCUAGAUCCGCACACCUUGAAAGAUCGCUACACUAUCCUUGCUUCUCGAGCGUGCAACAUAACAGACUCUGUUGAUCUCUCCAAAACUCUGAUUAUGUAUCGUCUUGCCUGCGCGUCUCAAAGCCUACUUUCUACACUCUCGCAAACCCCGUUCAGCGCUGAAAUCCUCGCUCAACACAGGCAGGUGCUCUCCCUGAUCCACGCCCUCACCGAUCCGGAUACCACAGAAGCGGAUGUCGAGGAUGCAGAAGACGGGCCCAACAGCACCUCGCUCGAUUCCACAAUCACUGCAGCCGGAAUAGACACAUGCGACUUCUGCUCCGCGCCUAUUCCUUUCACAGACUUGACGACUGCCGCAUGUACGAACGGCCACCAAUUUCCGAGAUGCCAAUUGACCUUCUUGGCCAUCCAAGCUCCGGGUAUCACCAAGUACUGUGGGUUAUGCGCCACCCCAUAUUUGAGCGACGAGUUUGUGGCUGCACAGGAAGCUCAAGGAGGCGAGGGAAUCGUAGAUCAAGACGGGAUUAUGCAGGACCUCGACGACACUGCAGAAGGACCAGAAGGGCGACCUUUGCAGCAAGAGCGGACACAAGAAGAAGAUACGGAAAUGGCAAAUGGAGACGGGAAUACGACAAUGAGCCCGAGUACAGAGGAUGAGAGAAGCGAGCCCCCUAUUACGCUGGCGCGGGUGUUGUUCCUCGCUUGCGAUGCAUGUAUCUACUGUGGCGGCAAAUUCGUGGGGUGA
This is a messenger RNA of Dothidotthia symphoricarpi CBS 119687, 2442 nucleotides long. RefSeq lists its product as uncharacterized. Gene Ontology annotation, molecular function: histone acetyltransferase activity. Gene Ontology annotation, biological process: transcription initiation at RNA polymerase III promoter. Lineage: Eukaryota; Fungi; Ascomycota; Dothideomycetes; Pleosporales; Dothidotthiaceae. Gene Ontology annotation, cellular component: transcription factor TFIIIC complex. Bases 1 to 2442 code for a protein of 813 amino acids. The transcript is spliced from 3 exons. The record is from RefSeq and is a predicted model, not a curated record.